Messenger RNA from Mandrillus leucophaeus (drill), 1962 nucleotides. RefSeq names its product zinc finger protein 596 (gene ZNF596). The transcript has 5 exons. Gene Ontology annotation, molecular function: RNA polymerase II cis-regulatory region sequence-specific DNA binding; DNA-binding transcription factor activity, RNA polymerase II-specific. The record is from RefSeq and is a predicted model, not a curated record. Gene Ontology annotation, biological process: regulation of transcription by RNA polymerase II. NCBI's taxonomy places the organism in Eukaryota, Metazoa, Chordata, Mammalia, Primates, Cercopithecidae. Bases 275 to 1789 code for a protein of 504 amino acids.
UAUUUAUAUAUUUAUUAGCAACAACAGUCAUUCUCUUCUUCUGACCCUGGAAGAGGAGAACCACCAACCCAACCCAUCCCCCACCCACUGCAUGUGCUUGUUGGUUGGACUGGGGCUAAUGGCUUUGGGACAGAUGUUAGAAGCAAAACUGGAGUGUCAUGGUUUUUUUGUUUUAUUUUGUUUUGUUUUUUGUUUUUCUCAGAAUUGUCUUCUUAGUGCUUGGAUGGUGUGAGUGAAAACCCAGAGGAAUACAUUUGGUGGCUGAGCUAGUACAAUGCCAUCACUGGAUUCCAUGACCUUCGAGGAUAUAGUUGUAGACUUCACUCGGGAAGAGUGGGCCCUGCUGGACACAUCCCAGAGAAAGCUGUUUCAAGAUGUGAUGUUGGAGAACAUCAGUCAUCUGGUCUCUAUUGGCAAACAGCUCUGCAAAUCAGUUGUGCUUUCUCAUUUGCAGCAUGUAGAGAAACUUUCAACACAAGGAAUGAGCUUACUGCAAGGUAGAGAAGGUGACAUUAAACAUCAAGAGAUACCAUUCAUUCAACAUACCUAUCAGAAGGGCACAUCCACCAUCAGCACAAUGAGAUCUCAUACUCAAGAGGAUCCUUUUCUAUGUAAUGAUUUAGGAGAAGAUGUCACUGAACAUACAGCAUUGACUCAAAAUGUGAUUACUUACAUGAGAAAGAAACACUUUGUAAGCAAAAAGUUUGGAAAAACCUUCAGUGACUGGUUAUCCUUUAAUCAACACAAGGAAAUUCACACCAGAUGUAAAUCAGAUGAAGGUCAUCUAUUUGAUUAUGCCUUUAUCCAAAACUCUGCCCUUAGACCACACAAUGUGACUCACACUAGAGUGAUAACAUUGGAAUGUCAUGUGUGUGGGAAAACCUUCAGCAAAAAUUCUAAUCUUAGGCGACAUGAGAUGAUUCACACUGGAGAGAAACCACACGGAUGUCAUCUAUGUGGGAAAGCCUUUACUCAUUGCUCUGAUCUUCGAAAACAUGAGAGAACUCACACUGGAGAGAAGCCAUAUGGAUGUCAUCUAUGUGGGAAAGCCUUCAGUAAAAGUUCUAACCUUAGACGACAUGAGAUGAUUCACACUAGAGAGAAAGCACAGGUAUGCCAUCUAUGUGGGAAAGCCUUCACUCAUUGCUCUGACCUUAGAAAACAUGAGCGAACUCACUUAGGAGAUAAACCAUAUGGAUGCCAUCUAUGUGGGAAGGCUUUCAGUAAAUGUUCUUACCUUAGACAACAUGAAAGAACUCACAAUGGAGAGAAACCAUAUGAAUGUCAUCUAUGUGGAAAAGCCUUCUCUCAUUGUUCUCACCUUAGACAACAUGAGCGAAGUCACAAUGGAGAGAAACCACAUGGGUGUCAUCUAUGUGGGAAAGCCUUCACUGAAUCUUCUGUGCUUAAACGACAUGAGAGAAUUCACACUGGGGAGAAACCAUAUGAGUGUCAUGUAUGUGGGAAAGCCUUCACUGAAUCUUCUGACCUUAGACGACAUGAGAGAACUCACACUGGAGAAAAACCAUAUGAAUGCCACCUAUGUGGAAAGGCCUUCAAUCACUCUUCUGUCCUUAGACGACAUGAGAGAACUCACACGGGAGAGAAACCAUAUGAAUGCAAUAUAUGUGGUAAAGCCUUCAAUAGAAGUUAUAACUUUAGACUUCAUAAAAGAGUUCACACUGGAGAGAAACCAUAUGUAUGUCCUCUAUGUGGAAAAGCCUUUAGUAAAUUUUUUAACCUUAGACAACAUGAGAGAACUCACACUAAAAAAGUAAUGAAUAUGUAAGAGUCAUCAACCAUAGCGUUAACACUAAAUACACCCAAGGACUGACAUACUACAGGAACAUUAUGUCUGUAAUCAGUGUGGAAAAGCCUUUAUUUGUAAUCACCACUUUGCUCAACCUAAAUGAAUCCAAAGUAGGGAGAAUCCAUAUAUAUUUAAGCUGUAUGGCACAAACU